This is a messenger RNA of Cercopithifilaria johnstoni, 513 nucleotides long. Lineage: Eukaryota; Metazoa; Nematoda; Chromadorea; Rhabditida; Onchocercidae. The record is from the annotation of a GenBank genome assembly.
AUGGGUUGUUGCUCGUCGAAUAUAUUCCAUGAUGAGGAAAAAGGAUUGGAAGAUCACUUGUUUCCAUAUCUUGAUUAUCAGGGACAACCGGAUGAUGAAUACAAACAGCUAGAUACUGAAAAUGAUCAAAAGGGUGAUACCGCUGUGGAGCAUAUAUUCAAGAAAACGAAGAUGGUAUAUGGACAACCUCCCAAGGAUAUGAGAAAUUUUCAAAUUGAUUGGAAACACGACUACAAUAUUGAUUUCGUUAAUCGACCAUGCCCAUAUGAUUUUCCAGCAUUUGAAGGCGAUAAACCAGCCGAUUAUGAUGAAAAUAAAGAUGUUACUGUAGAGAAAGAGAAAUUGAAAAAAGAUAAUGGCGAAGAAAAUGAAAAAGGAGGAGGAAGGAAAAGGAAAUCAAAGAGUAAAGGAAAAGGGAGAAAGAAGAGUGAUGGUAAAAAUGAUAAGAAGGGCAGGAAAUCAAAACGUUCGGCUAAUGAACUCGAUCAAUGUAGCCUUAGUGCGAAAAGUUGA